GGUUCUUUCUUUUAUCAUUGCCUGCCUGUUGCAGCUUUUUGAACAAAACCAUCCCGUUCACGCCAACUCUUCCCAAUUCCAAUCUUUUCUCUUCUUCUUUCUUCGUCAAACCACGAGCGCCUCCCUCUCCCGAAGUGAUACCCAGCGCGCGCAUCGCCUGUUAUACCCUCAAGUUUUUUUCUUCCCUCUUUUCUUUUUUUUUCACGAGUUCAGUAAUUCACAUCCAUCAGUAUGUCGUCUCUGUCCACGAGCGUGAAGCUUCCUCGCUGCCUGCCUGGCACUAGGAGGGAAGGAUGGAACAAAAAGUGAUGGGUUGCUGACUGGAGGUCUACAACAACAACAGAAAUGCUUGAAGCACGGUUGGAGCAGGCGUCGAUCCUGAAGAAGGUCGUCGACGCCAUCAAGGACCUCGUGCAGGACUGCAACUUCGACUGCAACGACUCGGGCAUCGCCCUGCAAGCCAUGGACAACUCGCACGUCGCGCUCGUGUCCAUGAUGCUCAAGACGGAGACCUUCUCGCCCUUCCGGUGCGACCGCAACAUCGCGCUCGGCGUCAACCUGACGUCGCUGACCAAGGUGCUCCGCGCCGCGCAGAACGAGGACAUCCUGACGCUCAAGGCCGAGGACGCGCCCGACGUGCUCAACCUCGUCUUUGAGUCUUCCGAAAACGACCGCAUCUCCGAGUACGACCUCAAGCUCAUGGACAUUGACCAGGAGCACCUGGGUAUUCCUGAUACCGAGUACGCGGCCACCAUCAGCAUGCCGUCGGCCGAGUUCAAGCGGAUUACUACUGAUCUCAUGGCCAUGAGCGAGAGCGUCAACAUCGAGGCGAGCAAGGACGGCGUCAAGUUUAGCUGCCAGGGCGAUAUCGGCAACGGCAGCAUUACCCUCCGCCAGCACACCAAUGUCGACAAGCCGAGCGAGAAUAUCGAGAUUGAGUUGAGCGAGCCGGUUUCCCUCACAUUCUCGCUCAAGUACCUGGUCAACUUUUGCAAGGCGAGCGCGCUGUCGAGCACGGUCAAGAUCUGCCUCUCCAACGAGGUGCCGCUUUUGGUCGAGUACAACAUUUCGGCUAGCAGCUAUUUGAGGUUCUAUCUUGCGCCCAAGAUUGGCGACGAGGAGUAAACGCCCCAUGUAUCUCCAACCGAACCACAUGUUUGUUACAAACGACAACAACCACGAACUACGCCGUCUUUGCAUGUACGCGAUGCUGGGAAUCUACACCCUUCAUGGAUACCUCGAGUUGUUAUAAAAGUCUCUUGGGGAGGAAUGCAGUCAUGUAGAAGAUAAGGGUUGAUGAUGAGAAGAAAAUGGGCUAUGAAGAAAAGAAAUUUGUGUUUUGAAAGAGUCUGGCAUUAGUACACACAAAGUUUUAGAGGGCGUUUUGUUCUUUCUGUUGCGAAGAUGAGUGCUUAGGGAAGAAGAUGCCGUG
Molecule: messenger RNA, 1432 nt
Organism: Neurospora tetraspora
Lineage: Eukaryota; Fungi; Ascomycota; Sordariomycetes; Sordariales; Sordariaceae
Product: proliferating cell nuclear antigen, N-terminal domain-containing protein
Exons: 3
Coding region: 346-1125 (259 amino acids)
Biological process (GO): mismatch repair; leading strand elongation; translesion synthesis
Cellular component (GO): PCNA complex
Molecular function (GO): DNA binding; DNA polymerase processivity factor activity
Source: RefSeq, a predicted model, not a curated record